Messenger RNA from Microcebus murinus (gray mouse lemur), 1358 nucleotides. RefSeq names its product membrane spanning 4-domains A15 (gene MS4A15). Gene Ontology annotation, cellular component: plasma membrane. Gene Ontology annotation, biological process: cell surface receptor signaling pathway. NCBI's taxonomy places the organism in Eukaryota, Metazoa, Chordata, Mammalia, Primates, Cheirogaleidae. The record is from RefSeq and is a predicted model, not a curated record.
CCUUGUUUCCCAGGCUCUCUGCACGCGAUGUCCGCGGCUCCUGCCAGCAACGGGGUGUUUGUCGUCAUCCCGCCCGGCAGUGCCAGCGGCCUCCACCCCCCUCCAGCCAUUCUGCCCACCUCCAUGUGCCAGCCCCCGGGGAUCAUGCAGUUCGAGGAGCCACCACUGGGGACACAGACGCCAAGGGCCACCCAGCCGCCUGAUUUACGACCCGUGGAGACUUUCCUGACCGGAGAGCCCAAAGCUUUAGGGACCGUGCAGAUCCUCGUGGGCCUCAUCCACCUGGGCUUCGGCAGCGUGCUGCUCCUGGUCCGCCGCGGCCGCGUGGGGAUGCUCUUCAUCGAAGGCGGCGUCCCCUUCUGGGGUGGAGCCUGCUUCAUCAUCUCUGGGUCCCUCUCCGUGGCAGCCGAGAAGAACCGCACCAGCUGCCUGGUGAGGAGCAGCCUGGGCACCAACAUUCUCAGCGCCAUGGCGGCCUUUGCUGGGACAGCCAUUCUGCUCAUGGAUUUUGGUGUCACUAACUGGGAUGUGGGCAGGAGCUACCUGGCUGUGCUCACUAUCUUCACCAUCCUGGAGUUCUUCAUCGCAGUCAUCGCCACACACUUUGGGUGCCAGGCCACACGCGCCCAAGCCAACGCACCUGUGGUUUUCCUGCCUAAUGCCUUCAGCACAGACUUCAACAUCCCCAGCCCGGCAGCCUCCCCGCCCCCUGCCUACGACAAUGUGGCAUAUGUACCCAAGGAGUCGUCCGAGUAGCGGGUUGGGAGUCCUACGGGUUGGAGCCCAGCCUGCCCCCCACCCCACCUUGCCCCUUCCCCACUGCGCCCCGCACCCAGUCCCACGUGCCGGGGCACCUGAGUGAGGCGUCCCCAAGGGCGUCUGUCCCACACUCGUCCCCAGCAGUUUCCUUCCUGAAAGACGCCAGGUUGAUGCCGAGGGUGCAAGUCCUUCAGCCCCUGCAGCCCUGUCGUGCUUCCAGGGCACAGAGGCUGUCCAGAGUGUUGUGCGCACGGUCACGGUCCCCCCACCCCCCUCCCUGCAGAAACUAUGGUAACAUGGAGGCGGGCUUGACCCCAGCCCUGCCCACCUCCCAAGGUAGGGGGUUCGCAGGGGAGGGCUGAAGCCAGCCCAUUCCUCAAGCCAGCGUGGACAGGUGCACAGGGAAGCUGGCUGGGGCUCCAGCGCCUCUCAGCCUCCCUCCCCCACCCCACAGCCUGAGGACAGGGCUGCCCUGAGGGUCACUGGGCUGGGUCCCCAGGGGACCAAGAGAUGGCUGCCAGCCUGGUAUUCACAGGCCCUGGCAAAGGGCUCGUCUCCUCCAUAGCACAGAGGGAAAUAAACAGUGUGGCUUAAAUUUU